This is a messenger RNA of Saprolegnia parasitica CBS 223.65, 451 nucleotides long. RefSeq lists its product as hypothetical. Gene Ontology annotation, biological process: proteolysis. Lineage: Eukaryota; Oomycota; Saprolegniomycetes; Saprolegniales; Saprolegniaceae. The record is from RefSeq and is a predicted model, not a curated record. The annotation marks the transcript as partial. The transcript has a single exon. Gene Ontology annotation, molecular function: serine-type exopeptidase activity; dipeptidyl-peptidase activity.
AUGGCCCGUGCCUGCCUCUCGGUCCUCGCGCUGAGCACCCUCUGCGCGCUGACGUCGGUCCAUGCGACGCGCCACCACCUCGAGAGCUUCCGCGGCCACGCCCAUCACAUCCAGUACGACCCGGACAACAACGGGAUCCCGGCCGUGACCGAGCACAACUACACCGAAGCGGUCCUUGACCACUUUGCGCCCGUCGCGGCGCGCAAGCACUGGAACCAGCGCUACUUUGUCAACGACGAGUUCUGGGCCGGCGAGGGCUACCCGGUCUUUCUGUACAUUGGCGGCGAGGGCCCGCUCUCGGCGUCGGCGCUCUCGAGCCGCAACUACAUCCACACGCUCGCCAAGUCGCACCGCGCGCUCAUGGUGGCCGUCGAGCACCGCUUUCUACGGCAAGUCAUACCCGACGCCAGACAUGAGUACGGCGAACCUGCAGUAUCUCUCGAGCCAGCAG